Messenger RNA from Lethenteron reissneri (Far Eastern brook lamprey), 3020 nucleotides. Its product is annotated as secreted frizzled-related protein 1-like. Lineage: Eukaryota; Metazoa; Chordata; Hyperoartia; Petromyzontiformes; Petromyzontidae. The record is from RefSeq and is a predicted model, not a curated record. Gene Ontology annotation, molecular function: Wnt-protein binding. Gene Ontology annotation, biological process: canonical Wnt signaling pathway; non-canonical Wnt signaling pathway.
AGGCGUGCAGGCACCGCCGUCUCCCUGCAGACUGCUGCUGCAUUCAACCGCAACACGCGCGAACUGCUUUGCUUGCUUGCUGCCGGAGGGGCUUCUGUACAGAGCAGCAGGUUCGCUGCCGUCUUGGCCAUGUAAAAACCUGCACAGCCAAAGAGCAGCAGCGGCAUCGGCAAGCCCAAGGCCAGACACGGUCACUGCCAAGACGGGACAAAGAGAGCAGAGAGGGCUAAAACGAAACGAGCAAAACAGCGAGAAAUUCACAAUCAAUAUCUCGCAGCUGACCACUCUAAAAUAGAGCAAAAACUCGAGGGGGUUUCUUUUCUUCGUAUUCAAACAACGGACUAUCUUUCUUUUUUGGGGGCGGCGGCGGCGGGGGAGGUGGGAGGCCGGGGGAGGCUGUAUAUUAUUCCAGCGGACUCAUUGUCGCGACAGCCGCUCUCGUCCGCGAGUAGUUCAGCGGCGCGCUUCCAAGAGUCGCAAGCGAAGCCGGUCGAACCCCACCCCGCACCGCACCAACGCGACCCACCGCUCCACGCGAUGGAGCCACCGCGCCGCACGCGCUCGGCCACCCUCAUCCCGCUCGUCCUCACGCCGCCGCCGCGGCUCCUGAUCCUGCUCCUCGCGCUCUCUGCCUCGCCGGCUCAAGCGCACUACUACGACGACUACGGCUGGCAGUCGGACGCCUACCAGGGCAGCCAGCGCUUCUACGCCAAGCCGGCCGUGUGCGUCUCCAUCCCCAACAACCUGCGGCUCUGCCAGAACAUCGGCUACGCGCAAAUGCGCUUGCCCAACCUGCUCGAGCACGAGUCUCUGCCCGAGGUGCAGCAGCAGGCGGGCAGCUGGGUUCCUCUGCUGGCCAAGCGCUGCCACCCGGACACGCAGCUCUUCCUGUGCUCGCUCUUCGCUCCCGUGUGCCUCGACCGCCCCAUCUACCCGUGCCGCUCGCUGUGCCAGGCGGUGCGCGACUCGUGCGCGCCCGUCAUGGAGUCGUUCGGCUUCCCGUGGCCCGACAUGCUGCGCUGUGACAAGUUCCCCAUCGACAACGACCUGUGCAUCGCGGCGCAGUCGGCGAGGGGGGGAGGAGGAGGAGGUGGAGGAGGAGGAGGCGGCGGUGUCGGCGGAGGUGCCGGGGUCGACGGAGAGGAUGAAGGUGAAGGCGUCACUGCGCAGACAGAGAUGAAAGUGUGCCCUCCGUGCGACAACGAGAUGAAGAUCGAGUCUGUUCUGGAGCACUACUGUGCCAGCGAGUUUGCGAUAAAGAUGAAGAUCAAGGAGGUGAAGCAGGCGGGUGGGGACAAACUGAUCAUGGCCCAGCAGAAGAAGAGGAAGGUGCUCAAGCCAGGCCCGCUGGCCAAGAAGGACCUCAAGAAGCUCGCGCUGCACAUCAAGAACGGGGGCGGCUGCCCCUGCCAGCAGCUCGACAGCCUCGCCGGCAACUUCCUCAUCAUGGGGCGCAAGCUUGAGCAGCAGCUGCUGCUCACGGCCAUCUACCGCCUGGACAAGAAGAACAGGGAGCUCAAGAACAUCAUCAAGAAGCUCAAGAACCACAAAUGCCCGGCGUUCCACUCCACAUUCUGACGCGGGCAGGGCGGGAUGCGGGGUCGCCCCAAAAAAGACGGGGUCCGGCGUUUCCGGCAAACGUCACGGCGGCGUGGCCCCCAAAGCGGACAAUCAAAUGUUGAAGACCGACAGCAAAGCGUCUCCCGAGUUUCCACGGUCCGUGUUGUACAACGCAGUUAGAAAAUGCCGCGCGUCCUUUUUUAGGCUGAACGGAGAGAGGGGAGAGAGAGGGGAGAGAGAGAGAGAGAGGUGCGUUGGCACGGCUGCAGUCACGCGGAGUCACAUUCAUCCCUCGUAGAGACAUUCCGGAAGCUGCAUUCGAAAAGGGUUCUCUAAUUCGGUCACUUCUUAACUUUUUCUUCUCUCCCAAAAUGUUGCCUUUUUUGAGUAUGCAAUACCCUGCUGCCUUACGACCUCCAUAUGUGUGAAGAUCAAUUAAUGCAGUCUUGUUGUACCAACAAUCAUGAAGCCAGAUUGGAACAACUUUUUUAAAAUAAUAAACUGAGAGGAGAUGUACUGCCAGCAGAGUUGCUGUGAAGCUAUAGAAAAAAAAUUAUAUUUUGUUGUAUGUGACAGUUUUAUAAGAGACAGUUUUUUUUGUGAUUGUUAUAAUAAAGUUGCAUGUCUAUGAAAAAAAAGAAAUGAGAUACAGGAUUACUCACAAAAGAGAGAAAAGUUGAUAACAACAGCCGAGACAGAUAUUCCCUAAGAUUGGAAUUGAAAGCACAAAGCAACGAGUCUUAUCUGCGGAAAUUGUUGUCGGUGUCUGUAACUCCGAGGAAAGAAGAUGAAUCGGAAAGAUAACGAGGAAUGCGCGACAAGCAAGAGCGACGUGAAAUCCGAGCGCGCAUCACCGAAACGCGCGCUCAUUGCCGCCGCUGUGCCCGCGUUGCUCCAUUUCAUUUUGCUUUCGGCUUUUGCCAAAAUAAUGAUCAAUUUCUAUUUCGCUGUGGGUUUCUUGAGAUUUACUGUCCUCAAGGCAACAAAAAAAUUCCACAAUUGUUUCCGCAUGUUUUUUUAUUUUUCUCUGGAUAUUGCUCUGUGGAGUCGAAAAGAAGGGUGGGAUAGAUGGGCGGGGUGGGGGGAGGAGAGCGCAAAACAGAGAAAACAUCACGAAGCAAUCCAGCCUCUGGCAUUCCCAUUUCUUCGGUUGCAUUGAGGCAGCUACUCAUCGCCGCCACACGCGCGGCACCGCAAAAAAAAAAGAGAGAGAAAUGACAGCACAGAUUUACUUUAACAAAGGUCAUAAAACACAACACAUGGAAACGAAAGCGACGGUAAACCAGACACACAGACGAAGAGCAAAGCAAACGCGAGAGGCUUUCCUAACUUUGCUUGCAAAAUUACGAUUUCAUUCCCUUCCCUCCACAACUCUCCUCGAUCCUUUUGGGAAUCUUUCCAACCGAGUCCAAUAAUUUUGAGGGAUUUGUUGUUGCAUCCCUGAAUAAAGGGGGGGGGGA